UCAAAAGGGGAGGCUCCGCCCACUCUCUGUUAGGUCGGUUUAGUUUCUUCGAUCGAGAGUCGUUCUGCUGUAAAUAAAGCUUCUGAAGAUGGGCGCAUCUAAUGACAAACCUCUGAAAUGUCCUCUGUGUUAUGAGGAGUGUCGGGAGCAGGUGACGCUGGCAUGCGCUCACAGCUUCUGUCGCGCUUGUAUCAGAGAGCUGUGGAGCGGAUCUCAGACAGGACCUUAUUACUGCCCCGAGUGUAGAUACGAGUACCAGCAUCUGCCAGACUACACGGACGGAGCGUCAACAUCUACAGACGCAUCAAACACACAUUGGCCAUUCGGAAAGAAGCUGUACGACCUGCACUCAAAGAAAUGGCACGGGAAGAGGAAGUUCAGUUCAGCAUUCCACAGUGCAACAUCUCAUAACUCCAUCAGUCACUAUGACUCAGAUGAAGACUCAUCAACACCGCAGAAAAGAAAGGCCGCAGCAGACGAAUGCUCUUCUGGAAGCCAGUCUCCAUCAGUGUUUGGGGGGACCACCUCUACGCAUGACACAUCCUCACAACGCACACCUCCAGAAACAGAUGAGAUCACACCUCCUCAACUAGAAUCACCUCCUGAGAGGAACACAAGUUCCCCUCAGCAAGACCAGCAUGCUGCGGCUUCCUGCAGUGACACAGGCUCACCCAGGACACGCAACACACCUCAGGGAGAAAAAAACCCAUUACCAGCAGUCAGUGCCACCUCUCAUACACCUGGAAAGCAGAAAGAGCCCCUCAGGAUCUCUGCAACAUCAUCAGACAGGCUUUCCAGGAGCAGUUCUGUGCCUUGUCAUUACUGUCCCAGUUCAGAGCAGAAGGUGGCGGUAAAGACCUGCCUUGUUUGUGGGGCCUCCAUGUGCUCCGAGCACCUGCGGGCACACCUGGAGAAGCCGGUGUUCCAGAGCCACCCGCUGGUGAACGCUGUGGAAGAUGUGUCUCUCUGGAGAUGCCAAGAGCACCAGGAGAUGAACCGGAUCUACUGUCGAUCAUGUGCAGUGUCUGUCUGUACUGUGUGUUCCCUGGUCGGGUCGCACAAGGGGCACGAGUGCAUCAGCAUCCGCGAGGCAGAGCAGGAGCUCAGGGGCUCACUGAAGGAUGAGAUGCACAAAAUACAAAACACCGAAAAGUCCAUUCAGGAAAAACUCUCGGAGCUCAGUGAGAAAAAACGUGGUGUCCAGGCAGGGCUGGAGGACGUGCGGGCGGCCGUAUUGCAGCAGUAUCAGGCCAUGCAGGUGGCUCUGGAGCAAGAGCAGGAGCAGGCAUUACUCUGUGUGACCCAGGAAGAGGACCGAGUGCUGGGAAGCAUUGAACAGCAGCUGGACACAUUACAGGGUGCUUUGAUAUCUAGCCAGAGCAUAUUAAACACCCUUCAGGGAAUGACCAGUGCUGAAGGGGCAUCACAGUACCAGGACCAGGCCUUCAUCAUGGAAUACAGCAAGAUGGCAGGACAACUGACUGAAUUGUCUGACCCUGUGCAAAAUCUUGACUCUCCUGAAGAGAUGAACCAUAAUCGACUGGACUGUCUCAAUGACUGGACUGAAAGGAGACUGGAGACUGUGCUCAUAUCACUGCCUCAUCGAGACCCUUUCAGACUGCUGUAUGGGAUAAGCCCCACUCUGGAUCCUGAUACUGUCCAUCCAAAGCUGCUGCUGUCGGAUGAGAACAGGACGGUGCAGUACAGCGAGACCCAGCAGGACUACCCCGAGCAGGAGUCACGCUUCAACAUUUUCCCUCAGGUGCUGGGCUCUCGUGCCAUAGACGGAGGCCGCUGCUACUGGGAAGUGGAGGUCCCUCUAGAUGAGGGCCGCUGGAAGGUGGGGGUCUGUGAUGGACAGAUAGGCAGAAAGGGGCAAAAGGACAUCUGCCGUAUUGGCUUCUACCCCAAUUCUUGGUGUUUAAUUUAUGAGAAGGGAAAGGUGGAAGCCCUACAUGAUAAGGUGGCAUCACCUGUGUGUUCCACUGAGCUCUGGAAGAUUGGGGUGCUGCUGAAUUUUGAUGAGGGUCGCUUGUCUUUCUAUAGCGUGGCCAGGGAGGGAUCUCUUUCUUUGCUCUACAGUUUUGAGCAUACGUUCACCGAGCCACUAUAUCCGGCGCUGGCGGUUUCUAAAACUCAGAUCAUCAUCUUUUGUGAUAUAUUUACCAAGACCACUGACUGGAUAUUAAUACUCCCACUCCUGUUCCUUCUUCCUCCCACACGUCUCAGUGCUUUAUGUAUUGAAAGAGAGCCUGGGGUUUCGGCUAGCAAGCCCAGCGCCCCUGCUGUUGUGUGCAGCAUCGCCACGGUCGAUGAUUUCCAAAACCUCCAAUCUAUCCAGCGUAUCUCAUUAGAGCUGACAACCCUGCUCGCUGAAACCACCUGCUAA
This is a messenger RNA of Cyprinus carpio (common carp), 2389 nucleotides long. Its product is annotated as tripartite motif-containing protein 14-like. Gene Ontology annotation, molecular function: protein binding; zinc ion binding. The record is from RefSeq and is a predicted model, not a curated record. Lineage: Eukaryota; Metazoa; Chordata; Actinopteri; Cypriniformes; Cyprinidae.